Messenger RNA from Meloidogyne enterolobii, 392 nucleotides. The record is from the annotation of a GenBank genome assembly. Lineage: Eukaryota; Metazoa; Nematoda; Chromadorea; Rhabditida; Meloidogynidae.
AUGCUUCUUUUAAAAUUCUUUUGGAUUUUUAUUUUAUUUUUAUUAAUUUUGAAUCAUGCUGAAGGAGUGAGGAAAAGAAGGGGAAAAGGAAAAAAUGUUGAACAAAUUCCGGGUAAUCCUGAAGCUGAAAAGGGAGAAAGUGGUGAUGAAAAGCAGAAGGAAAAAGUUGGAGAAGUAAUUGGAGAAGAAAAAGAUAAAGGAACACCACCCAAGACGUACGCUUCCGUAUUAUCCGAAGCUCCGAAAGCACCUAAAAUUUCUGAAGUUGGUCAGUCAAGUAAAAUGAUUUCUCCUAAAAUUGGACAGAUGCCUAGUAAAUUAUUUUUCUUUUUAUUAAUUUAAUAAAUAAAUCAGCUCAAAAUUCAAAAAGUCAAAAUCCACCAUCAACAUCG